GGCCUAUGUACUAUGAAGGGCUGUACCAUCUGUUCUACCAAUACAACCCUAAGGGAGCCGUGUGGGGCAACAUAGUGUGGGCCCACUCGGUGUCGAAGGACCUCAUCAACUGGACCCCACUGGAACCCGCCAUUUACCCGUCCAAACCCUGGGACAAAUACGGCUGUUGGUCCGGAUCCGCCACUAUCAUUCCAGGUGAAGGACCCGUGAUCCUGUACACCGGAAUCGUUGAUGAUAAGAACACCCAGGUCCAAUGCUACGCCGUACCCGAAAAUGCAUCAGACCCGUAUCUCCGGAAAUGGGUCAAGCCCGACCUCUAUAACCCCAUCGUGGUGGCGGAGCAAGGCGUGAACGGCAGUGCGUUCCGUGACCCGACCACUGCCUGGUACAGCAAAGACGGGCACUGGAGGAUACUGGUGGGUAGCAGGAGGAAGCAUAGAGGGAUUGCCUACUUGUAUAGAAGUAGGGACUUCAUGACAUGGAUCAAGGCCAAACACCCGAUCCAUUCUUCAGCGAAUACGGGUAUGUGGGAGUGCCCUGACUUCUUCCCGGUUUCGUUGGAGGGGCAAAACGGGUUGGAUCUGUCGGCUAUGGACGAACCAAAUGUGAAGCAUGUGUUGAAGAACAGUCUUGACCUAACUAGGUAUGAGUACUACACAAUCGGAACAUAUUCCACUAUUACGGACAGGUAUGUCCCUGAUAACACCUCAGAAGAUGGUUGGGGCGGACUUCGAUAUGAUUAUGGUAACUUUUAUGCUUCCAAGUCCUUCUUUGAUCCCAGCAAGAACAGAAGGAUCUUGUGGGGUUGGGCAAACGAAUCCGAUACUGCCAGGGAUGAUGUUCAAAAGGGAUGGGCCGGGAUUCAGGCCAUUCCAAGGACCUUGUGGCUUGAUCCUAGUAAAAGACAACUGGUGCAAUGGCCUAUUGAAGAAUUGAAUAGUCUCAGAGGGGAACAAGUUACAAUGACCAAUCAAAACCUUCAAAAGGGAGAUCACGUCGAAGUAAAAGGAAUCACUGCUGCUCAGGCUGAUGUGGAAGCGAGCUUCUCUUUUUCAAGCUUGGACAAUGCAGAGCCAUUUGAUCCAAGCUGGAAUAAUGCACAGGAUCUUUGUGCCCAAAAGGGUUCAAAGGUUCAAGGCGGGGUUGGUCCGUUUGGGCUUCUCACGCUGGCUUCACAUAACCUGGAGGAGUUCACUCCUGUGUUUUUUAGAAUUUUCAAAUCCCCAGGCAAGCACGUGGUUCUCAUGUGCUCUGACGCAAGCAGCUCCACUUUGAAGACUACAGCGUACAAGCCAUCAUUUGCUGGCUUUGUGGAUGUGGAUUUAGCGAACAAGAAGCUUCCUCUUAGGAGUCUGAUCGAUCACUCCGUGGUGGAGAGUUUUGGAGCGGGAGGGAGGAUUAACAUACUAUCUAGGGUUUAUCCUCAGCUGGCAGUGCAGAAUGAAGCUCACUUGUUUGUGUUCAACAAUGGCACGGAGCCCAUCACAGUAGAGAAUCUGAACGCUUGGAGCAUGAAAUCUGCUGAGAGGUACUGAAUGCCGAGAGAAAGAUCCAAACGUAGGACAUAGAAAUUUCAAUUAAUGAUGUUUUUGUAGUUUCUUGCUUAAUAAGCACGGAUGCGAACCAUUACUUAAGGAUUUUUUUUUUUUUUGUUCUUUUCGUUUUUCAGAGAGUUUGCUCUUUUCUUUUUGUGGGCGGUAGUUGUUUUGUUUUCACCUAAUUUACACCUAAAAAUUAGUUAUCAUUUCACAUAAAUGCAAGUGUGGAAUACCCCUCGG
Prosopis cineraria is the source of this 1778-nucleotide messenger RNA. RefSeq names its product beta-fructofuranosidase, insoluble isoenzyme 1-like. Gene Ontology annotation, molecular function: hydrolase activity, hydrolyzing O-glycosyl compounds. The transcript is spliced from 5 exons. Gene Ontology annotation, biological process: carbohydrate metabolic process. The record is from RefSeq and is a predicted model, not a curated record. Lineage: Eukaryota; Viridiplantae; Streptophyta; Magnoliopsida; Fabales; Fabaceae. Bases 6 to 1535 code for a protein of 509 amino acids.